This is a messenger RNA of Perognathus longimembris pacificus (Pacific pocket mouse), 903 nucleotides long. Its product is annotated as vomeronasal type-1 receptor 1-like. Gene Ontology annotation, biological process: G protein-coupled receptor signaling pathway. The coding region runs from base 1 to 903 and encodes 300 amino acids. Gene Ontology annotation, molecular function: pheromone receptor activity. Gene Ontology annotation, cellular component: membrane. Lineage: Eukaryota; Metazoa; Chordata; Mammalia; Rodentia; Heteromyidae. The record is from RefSeq and is a predicted model, not a curated record. The transcript has a single exon.
AUGGUAAUGGGAGUUGUCUUCCUCACUUGGACUAUAGCAGGGCUCCUGGGGAACUCCACUCUCCUUUGCCUUUACAGCUACACCCUGCUCACUGGACAGAAGGUGAGGCCCACAGACCCAAUUCACCACCAUCUAGUCUUUGCCAACAACUUGGUUGUUUUAUCCAGAGGGAUCCCCCAGACUAUGGCAGGCUUUGGAUGGAAGAACUUCCUGGAUGAUUCUGGAUGUAAAGUUGUAUUGUAUUUCUACAGAGUAGCCAGAGGGGUUUCUCUUAACACCACCUGCCUUCUGAGUGGCUUCCAGUUCACAAAACUUUGCACUCGAAGUUCUUGGAGGAGGAUCAGCACUAGAUUUCUCAAAUGCUUAGGUUUCUAUGGUUCCCUUUUCUGGAUCCUGCAGCUCCUGGUAAAUGGUUAUGUGCCUGUGAGAGUGAUUGGCCCAAGACAUAAACAAAAUGUCACUGUGCACAUGCGUUAUAGAUACUGCUCCUCAGUCCCACCACAACCAUUGGGAACUGUAUUACACGUAGUCUUAUUCUUUUCCAUUGAUGUUCUGUGCUUGGUUUUCAUGAUCUGGGCCAGUGUCUCCAUAGUUCUUGUCCUGCACAGACACAAGAAGAGGGUCCGACACAUUCACAAUCACAUUUCCUUCCAAAAAUCUGAUCACGAGGCGAGGGCCACAUGUACCAUCCUGACCCUGGUGAGCAUGUUCGUCUCCUUCUACUGCCUCUCUACCAUUUUCACUGUUUGUAUUAUUCUAAAUAAACUGCCUCGCUUAUGGCUGAUAGACAUGUUUGUGUUCCUGGAUGCUGGUUUCUCAGUACUGAGCCCCUUUGUGCUCAUCAGCAGAGACACCCGUGUCACGCAGGUUUUUUAUAUCUGCCCCCCAAAAAUGUUUUUGUAA